Gorilla gorilla gorilla (western lowland gorilla) is the source of this 1041-nucleotide messenger RNA. It is a transcript of the gene OR10G6, whose product is annotated as olfactory receptor family 10 subfamily G member 6. Gene Ontology annotation, cellular component: membrane. The record is from RefSeq and is a predicted model, not a curated record. Gene Ontology annotation, molecular function: G protein-coupled receptor activity; olfactory receptor activity. The transcript has 2 exons. Bases 1 to 1041 code for a protein of 346 amino acids. Lineage: Eukaryota; Metazoa; Chordata; Mammalia; Primates; Hominidae. Gene Ontology annotation, biological process: G protein-coupled receptor signaling pathway.
AUGGAUGGACAGAUGGACGGAUGGACAAAUGGACUCUACUUUCCAGAAAGAGGUGUUGAGCAUCUCCCUCUGCUACUUCUUUUGACAGAUGUGAACAGCAAGGAACUGCAAAGUGGAAACCAGACUUCUGUGUCUCACUUCAUUUUGGUGGGCCUGCACCACCCACCACAGCUGGGAGCGCCACUCUUCUUAGCUUUCCUUGUCAUCUAUCUCCUCACUGUUUCUGGAAAUGGGCUCAUCAUCCUCACUGUCUUAGUGGACAUCCGGCUCCACCAUCCCAUGUGCUGGUUCCUGUGUCACCUCUCCUUCUUGGACAUGACCAUUUCUUGUGCUAUUGUCCCCAAGAUGCUGGCUGGCUUUCUCUUGGGUAAUAGGAUUAUCUCCUUUGGGGGCUGUGUAAUCCAACUAUUUUCUUUCCAUUUCCUGGGCUGUACUGAGUGCUUCCUUUACACACUCAUGGCUUAUGACCGUUUCCUUGCCAUUUGUAAGCCCUUACACUAUGCUACCAUCAUGACCCGCAGAGUCUGUAACUCCCUGGCUUUAGGCACCUGGCUGGGAGGGACCAUCCAUUCACUUUUCCAAACAAGUUUUGUAUUCCGGCUGCCCUUCUGUGGCCCCAAUCGGGUCGACUACAUCUUCUGUGACAUUCCUGCCAUGCUGCGUCUAGCCUGCGCUGAUACGGCCAUCAACGAGCUGGUCACCUUUGCAGACAUUGGCUUCCUGGCCCUCACCUGCUUCAUGCUCAUCCUCACUUCCUAUGGCUAUAUUGUAGCUGCCAUCCUGCGAAUUCCGUCAGCAGAUGGGUGCCGCAAUGCCUUCUCCACAUGUGCUGCCCACCUCACUGUUGUCAUUGUUUACUACGUGCCCUGCACCUUCAUUUACCUGCGGCCUCAUUCACAGGAGCCCCUGGAUGGGGUGGUAGCUGUCUUUUACACUGUCAUUACUCCCUUGCUUAACCCCAUCAUCUAUACACUGCGUAACAAAGAAAUGAAGGCAGCAUUACAGAGGCUGGGGGGCCACAAGGAAGUGCAGCCUCACUGA